Molecule: messenger RNA, 5548 nt
Organism: Pocillopora meandrina
Lineage: Eukaryota; Metazoa; Cnidaria; Anthozoa; Scleractinia; Pocilloporidae
Source: the annotation of a GenBank genome assembly
CUAACGCAGUGCUCUGGAGUGUUUUGUUUUUACGGGGUAGCUGUGAGGAAAUAGAGAUUUAAGAUGUUACAAAGCCAUUUUGGCUGAAAAUUUUCCUCUGAUAUGUUUGAGUAAACCUUCCUUUCGUGAAAACGGUCUAUGAGUCCUUCAUACAACUGAUAUCCAUAUAAAAAGCCGUGAUUUGUGGAAUAAACUAGGUUAGACUGCGCGGGAAAGUAAGUGAGGCGAGGUUACAAAGCAAAUGAUCAGACACUCUGCAAGCAUGUUUCGUCGACAAGGUCUCGUGCAGGUAAGAUUGGGAAUAUUUGUACCUUUACCAAGUUAUACUCUUUCCUGGGUUUUGAGAGAAUAUUUUAUGAUAAAUUUUUGUUGUUCUUUUCAGCUUAAACGAAUCGCCACACGAUGUGAAGGAGAAGUGCCUCGGAGAAGCGGAAAGUGUAAGUCAGCAUGUUGCAGAUGGUGUGCUCGUCAUUGGAAUCCUCACUUCAUUUAAGAUAGAAUACAAUAAAUAUCGUAGCCUUUAAUCUCUGAAAUCAAAUUAUUUUGAAGCGUUUAAAGCAAUCAGUUUGAACUCCCCUCUUCCCCCACCUCAGAGGGUUUAAUUUUCUCCAAUGAGAGGAUUGGGUCACGUCAUAAAAGGCGGCUAUGGAUUACGUUCAGCGGUUGAUAUUGUAUCUCUGGCUUCACUUUGAACUUGCCUGAUCACAGAUCUUUGGACUGGUACACUUAAAAUCACUAUGAGGACUAGUUCCUGAAAACAUUCAUUAUGUAGAAUGGAACUGAACAUAACUAACUCUAAUUCUUGAAGAGAAACUAACGGAAAGUAACAUGCAGUCUAAGGCAGCUGGUGGCAGAAGACUGAAGAAAAAAGCUGAAUUAAUUGUUAUGUUAGAUGGAAGUUUAAUAAUUAAAAAUUUGAAUUUCGUUAAUUAUUAACGAAAUUCAAAUUUGUGAAGGUUUACCUUUACUUUUGGUGGACCUCAAAGUGAAUGAGGGGCCUUGAUACUGGCAAUAUACCUUAGUACAAGUGUCAAAACUGCAAAAUUUGUAGCUCCCUGAUAUAUAAGACUGACUUGAAUAACACGUGAAGCUUAUCAUAGUUAUUGAAGAAUGAAGCAACUGGGUAUACAGGAUAUCCUUCUGACUGGAAUGCUAAUCGGUUCAGUUUGACUCUUCCACUUGAAGUAUUUUCUCUGUGGCAGUUUUCUGGUAUCCUGGCUUAGAAGGUGCAAUAUGAAAGGGCAUGUCUUACCCAUGAUCACAACCCUGGCCACAGGUCAAACCCAAACCUUUCUAUGCAGGGUCCAUAACAGCAGGCAUCAGGCUACCACUAUCAGGAUAUCCUUCAAAAUGAAAAAUUUAUCUAAGCUGUUUCAUUCAUGCCCACAGGUCUCAACAGUGUACAGUUGAUUGGUUAUACAGGUGGUGAUCCAGUGAAAGGGAGUGCAGACUACCAGCCAACUAAGUUUAGCUUGGCAACAACACAAUAUUAUACAUCAAGAGAAGGUAAAUAAUAAUGAUGUAUCUUUGUCAGUCAACUCUUGACAAAACAAGGAAUGUAUUAUCCUCCUGAUAUGUAAAAGUUUGUAGGGCAGAAGGCAAAGUUGUAGGUGUAAGGUUGAAGUGUUUCUUUCAUUUGAAAAGUGCUGCCAGGAAAAGUCUUGAUAUGUUAUACAAAAUGAAUGAAAAUUUUAUUAUUAAGUAUUUUUUUUAAUCACAGAGAUUCACAUUUUUUAUCUUUUUUUAUUUCUAAAGAUUAUGUUUAUGGUGACAAGGAAGUCCAAUGCAACCUACUGUACCCCUUUUCUCUCUAAUGGAUUUACUCAGAAAUUGCUUAUAAAUUAAUAUAAUACCCAUAAUUGUGUCAAUAACAAACCAAGUGGUUCUUUACAGCCCUUAUUUGUGGCUAAAUUGGCUUUUUUAAGCCCAAACUAUCCAAUUUCACCCAUCUGAUUACAAACACUUUCAAAUCAGACAGUUAAGCAGCCAACUAAAAUUUUUGCAUUUUAAGUGAACUGAGCCAACAAAACUUUACUACCAAGCUGAUGCUAGCCACUCAAAAUGAAGAAGAAUUUUUAAGUUAAGCAGGUUGAGAGGUCGACAUUGAUAACAAACAUACAAAUGAACUGGUCCAAUGACUAUGAUUCAGUAUCAGUAAGAAGGGUCCAUACUCCUAAAUUGAAGUUUUUGUUCCCCAUAUUUUGUCAUUGGUACAGUUGGUAAUUGAACUUGUCAAACAAUUUAGGGGUAAUCACACUUUCAAAUUUCACACCAGUGUCAUGAUAUGCAUUGGGCCAAUUUGAAAUCACAUGCCGAAUUACUGUAUUGUUGUCCACUCAGUCCUAUUACCAUUUCUAAUAAUGAUGUAGAAAAAGCCUUGUCAACGCAGUCUGAUUAAAUCCCUCUGACCUACACCAACAAAUUAUCUGAGGUCACUCUGACAUGAUUCCAGUGCUGAAAUGUAGUUUUUAAAUGAUGUUUAUUGUCCUUUCAAUAGGAACUACUGUUUUCAUCUGACUCCCUUGCUUUGUAGAAAAACUGGAGAGUAGGACACAGUGGCACAACAUUACAGUUUUCAGACCCUACUUACAAGAUACAGUUAACAGCUAUGUGAGAAAGGGGUAAGUUCUUCAUAAAAAAAACUAUCAUGGAUUUAGUUAUAGAUUCAUGAAACCUUAGCUUUUGAUUCUAGCCCUGAAUUGCCUACUAAAGUGAAAGUUACUGGUAGCUUAGAAACAUUGUUCAAUUAAGGAUCUCAGUGAAGAUUUCAGAAAGUAUUGGUGGUUAUACCCUUUCAGUGCAAUGUACAGAACUGGAGAUCAGAGAAUUCUCUGGGUAUCGUGUAGAAUUCUCUAACUGAAUUUGAAGGCCUCAGCCAGUUUUUUUUAAUUCAGAUUUGGAGAAUUUUCCAAUAUUCCUCUUUGCUGUACAUUUCUUAUGAUUUUAGUUUAAAGGAAUUGGUAUUGUAUCAACCAUGAAACCCCUACUUGGUAUUUUUAUUUAUUCUCAGCACUUGUUUCUGUUGUUUUACUUAAUAUUGUUCUAUGAGUAAAUUCAUAUUUUCUGUUUAACUCCCAGAACACGUCUGUUUGUUGAAGGACAUAUAGACUACAACAACUAUGUUGACCAGGAAGGGAUCAAGAGGUUUAGCACAAGUAUCAUUCCCAGUAAGAAUUUAUUGACAACUUGUAAACAGCUUUCAAUUGUUUGCCUUAAAUUAACAUUUCACAAAUUGGCUUGAAACAGCUCCAAUGACAAACUAUGGCAUGCUACAGUAUUUUGCCAACAGGUAACUCAAAGUAAAGGAUCAUUAGUAUUGUAUUUUUUUACCUUUUCCAUUCCCUUUUUACAUGAGAAAUAAGACAAACUUGAACAACAAAUUGCUUUCUACAGUCCAGGGCUCAAACUUAACUUUUUUGUCUACUAGCAAAGUUUUGCUAGUAAGAUUUUUUUUACUAGCAAAAGAAGGAACCUAACUAGCAACUUUUCAAUGCAGCCAUUUUCAGCGUUAAUUUUUUAAUCGAAAUUCUACUGGAAAAAUACCGGUACUCGCAAAUGUUUGCCAGAGGAUAUUUUUUAGACUCGCAACUUCGAAAAACCACUCGCAUUUCGCGAGUGCUAAUUUCGAGCCCUGCCAUCAAAACAUCAAAACAUCAGUCACCACUACUGACAACAGUCCUUCUCAGGACUACACUCACCUGGACAAUCAAACUACACUUUCACAAAUGGCUUUUCAAAAGAAACUACGUCAACUGGGAAAACAUUUAUGUGGAAAAUUUCUGCCUUUGGUUUUGUUAAUUUUCUUUUUUUGAUUUUGCAGAUAAUAUCAUCAUUCUGUCUCAGCCUAUGACAGUGGACGAGGAUCCUGGUUAUGAAAGCUAUCAAUAAUAAUCAUCAUUCAGUUGUGUAAAAUUGCUGUAUAUGUUUGAAAACAGUUCUAAGUCUUGGGCAGGCAAACUGACUCAAUCACAAAAAGCUUUUGGAGGCCACCUCUAAUUUCAUAGCUGUACUUAUUUGUUUAGAUAUCUUUGUAAUAUUAAGGUUACUCUCUUUCUUUUUCACCUCUAUGAUCAGUUCACUUUGCCAACCAGAGCAACUUUCUGAGUGCAAUCAACUGAAAACAUAGGUAUCAGAUGAACUCAUACCAGUGUAACGAUGAGUCUUCUUAAAUAGGAUCUUCUAAUUAAUACAGUAAGCAUAAAAAGACGAAAUACCUACAGGGUUGUUAUUCAAAGUAUGAAAAUUGCUCCACACUGAUUAGCAGAUGCUUUUAAACCUUUUGUAAUAUUUCUUAAUGGGAGAGUCCGGUUUGUUACAUGUGGUUGAGGUUGCAAUAAUAGUGUAACCUUUAAACCCUUGCAUCUUAUUUCUCCUCACAAUAUCACCCCUGAAUCACACAUAACAUCAUGAGGAUAAAGAAUAUUAUCACCAACUGAAGAAGCUCCUGAUUGUUAAACAAAUUCUCCUUGUCGAUACCUCAGGCAAUUUACGCAGAAUGGUGAAGAGAAUAUGCAUAUUGAUGUUAGGGUGUUAAAAGGAAAUGUUUAGAUUCUUGGUUUAAUUUCUCCUUUACAAAGUGGUGAUCAACUUCAAGAUAACAUGGUAAAAAAAUGAGACACCUUUCAUAUAUGGAAAUCCUUAAAGUAUACUUUAGGAUUUUUGGCAUAUUUUGCAUGAUGAAGAAAUUUGCCAGUAUUUACCAUUUACCACAUUUUAAAACUGCUGUUAGAAUGUUCAAACUGAAAUAGAUAGAGCAACUUUCCUCCCAAAUAAAUUAAACCUCACCCUAGGAAUACAGGUCACACAGUCACUUGGCCUUCAUUUGAUCACGGUGGAAGGAGACUAAAAUUUAUGGACAUAAACAAGUUUAUGAUCCCAGUUUAGGCAAACUAUUCCAAACAAUCUGUCAGUACAAUAGAUGUGUUAAUAUGUUAGUUCGGUAUCCAGUCGUUUCGUAUCCAAAUUCGGUCGAUUUAUGCUCAGUUUGAGUCGGUCUGUGCGCCAACCGCCGGUCCACCCGUAUCCGUCCCAAUAUACAUUCGAAAUAUCUCGCGCGUGGGCGAAUCAGCCAAGCUGGGUACGAAACGACAGGGAACCGAUAGUUCCUAUCCUGUUUUAGAUUCACCUUUUACACCUUAGCAUCGCGAUGCACAUUCUCUAUAACGCUCUCCACUCAUUCCCAAUGGUGCUGAAAAGGAGAGUUUGUUCUACAAUUAAGAGCUCUUAAAGUUGGUGAUCAUUUGCUUUAUUCUCGUGACCUUAAUGUUUGAUUCAGGAGUGAUGUUGUAAGGAGAAAUAAGAUGCUAAUCACUCAUUGGGGUCAAAGGGCCAAUCAUUGGUAUGUAACUCAAUCGUAAUUAUUAAAGCUAACUUAUAACUAUUUACAAGACGAAUACGAUUCCAAAAAGGUUAAUGAACUGAAACAUGAAUGGUUUCCGUGACUGGUUAAAAAGGUCCCCGAAAGAAUUCAGUCACGGAGAGAGCAGAUACAAUUUGGCUCGAAGAGACGAAUGUGUUACGAUCCCCAAAUUCUUAAUAUGAGCAGAAC